CCGAUAACGUCGCAAUGAAGUCAACUCGCAACACAGAUCACGACUCCAAGUAAACAAGAAUAAUGAUAAUGCGAGCCGCCCGCCGCAGAGUCGCGCGCGGCCGCCCGCCUUACACACGUGUCAGGAACGUCUCCAACAGACAUACAUACAUACAACUAUCAUGGAUAAGCUGUGGGCAGAGCGUCGACUCGACGGGGCGCCUUACGAGUACGAUAUGGGGGAACACAAGGGGGAUUGGAUGAUGGAAAGCGCUAAGCAAAUUCAUGGGGAGGCUCAGGGAGCAAAAGUUCUGCCUCCUCAGGCUCGGACUUCGACGGAUGGAACGUGGUCUGCUCAAGCUAACGCAUGGAGCGCUGCCUUGGGAGCCGUCGGUGGGGCAGGAACAGUUUUCCUGAUUGCUCUUCUGUUGUUUAUAUUCAAGAAACCGAAGAGGCAUGAUCCACCUCAGCUCGCUCCUAUGGAUGUAGCACAGAAUGAAAUGCUUAUACCUCGCGAGCAAUGUCGCGUGCAGCCUCUGAGUGAGAGGUCCGCAUCUUCUCUGCCCCACGCUCGUCUAGCCAGGACACCUUCCAUAUCGUCCCAGAGCAGCCUCGACAGCGGUACAUCAAGAGCGACUAGUCACCGUGGUUCUUCGCCAGCAAUUAGGACCUUCGCCCCGGACGGUCGUACGUUAGAAGCUGGAGUAUCUGGCAUGCCCCGGUCUCCCUCACCAUUGAGGGCAGCGUCCCUGGAUGUCAGAGCAGCUCCCCUCGGCUCCUUGGCUUCUUUGGCUGAUUCCCCAGCACCACCAAGCCCGAGACACAUACCCCCUAGAUGCCUUUCCCCCCUACUUAUGCCGCCUCGACGAAUAGACCGCAGCAACUCCUUAGUAGAGAACAGCAGCGGAGCACCCUUGAGUCCCGGAGCUAGCACCGCGAUUAGUUCUUUAGGAGCCCUGCAACCAGAUCUUUAUACUAAAAGAGAAACUCCUUUGGUUAUUGAAUUAGAGGGCGUCGGCCCCUCACUAGGAAGAAUCCACUUACGCUUAAAGUACGACUUCGAUAGAUCGGACCUUGAAGUUCACCUGAUAGAAGCUCACGAUCUGGCCGGCUAUGAGGCUGGAGGUUUUAAUGAUCCGUAUGUAAGAGUGAGUUUGUUACCGGAAGUCGAUACUCGAGUCAGACAGACACCAGUCCACAGGAAUGAAGCCAAUCCCUUUUUUGACCAACACUUCAAGUUUCCGGUAUCACACGAUGACCUCACUGACAAGACACUGCUGCUACAAGUGUUUGAUUAUGACAGGUUCUCUAGAAACGAAGUGAUGGGCUCGGCCAAGGUCCCACUGUCACGUGUGGAGGUCGCAGGUGGUGCGGAGGUCUGGGCAGAGCUUUCUCGCGAGCGUCGCCCGCCCGAAGAACUUCAGGAACUGUUACUCUCUCUUUCUUUCCUACCCUCAGCUGAACGCCUCACCGUGGUAGUACUGAAGGCUAGAAAUCUUCUUCCGCCUCAAGAAGGAAAAGAUGCUUUGGAUGUUUAUGUCAAAGUAUACCUUCUGGUUAAUGGUAAACGGGUAAAGAAGAAGAAGACCAACCGCAAGGAAAUCAAUAACCCCAUAUGGAAUGAAGCUUUAUCUUUUAGUCUUCCUUCAAGUAACUUACAAGAAGCUUCUAUCGAGGUAUGUGUUGUAACUGGCGGUGGUAGCGGUCUGGUGGUGGGUUGGUGCUGCGUGGGAGCCGCAGAACCAGCGGCUGAGGGCCGCCACUGGGCACAAAUGGCGCAAGAGACACGAAAAGCCGUCGCCAUGUGGCACACCCUCAGAUAAACCAUAGGCAAUCGAUCUACGCACAUCUACGGCACAACCUAUCCUGCUCGCACAUAAACUGUCAUUUUUUAAUCUGUCUAACAACUGUCAAACAUCAGUCUCUCGUAACUAAAUAGUCUAUGUGAAUGUGUCUUAAACUACGUCUUAAUAUAUUACCCGAUAUGGAUACAGUAUUUGUGAACCCAUGUAUUUAGUAUUUUUUAAUGUUUUCAUAAAAAUAUAUUUCAUAACGCCAGAGCCUAAAAUAAAUUUAUCCUAAACUAGAUACUUAUAACGAAUUUGUUAAAUAAUGGCCAUAAAUCAUAUCUUUAAAAUAAUAAAUCAAUAUAAUAUUAAUACCUACCAGUUUUAAACUGAUUGUUGUUGGUGUGAUUUAAAUUUUACUUAACCUGCAUACACUUAGAUAUUAUCUGUACUACAUAUUUAUUUACGGAUAGAUUAUAUAGAUUUGAUUACGAACGCGUCGUUGCGAUCAUUCUAAUUUUGAAUUUGUAUUAACUACGACAAAUGUUUGUGAAUCAAGUUGUAAUAGUCUACCCCGUUCUUGUAACUUAGCAAUCGUCCUGACUGUGGGCUACUUCCUCUCUGAAUACAUCAAUAUAAACAUCGGUUCAUCGACUCGUAAUCGGCCUCUAUAUAUCAAUGUAUUAAGUAUUUGAGCUUCUAAAACAGCAAACAAUUCUUAUGAAUUUUGAGAUUUUAAAUUUAAGAUAUAAAUAUAUAUUUUUAUUUGUGUAUUUUUGUCCAAUAGAUAAGUUCAUUCUACGCCCACAGUUGCCCUUCGGUGUCUGUCUACUGACGUAUCUAUGAUCUAGUCAUUAAGGUGAUCUCUGUUUAUAAGAUUUAUUAUUAUAUCGAAUUUGAUCCAUUAAUAUACGUAUUUUUGUCUAUAUAAGUGUAUCGGUGUGAUGGAAAUAUUUUAUUUUACAAUGUCUGAAUAAAUCGUCUCUUUAUAAAAAA
Molecule: messenger RNA, 2761 nt
Organism: Danaus plexippus (monarch butterfly)
Lineage: Eukaryota; Metazoa; Arthropoda; Insecta; Lepidoptera; Nymphalidae
Product: synaptotagmin-5-like
Exons: 9
Coding region: 161-1801 (546 amino acids)
Biological process (GO): calcium-ion regulated exocytosis; regulation of dopamine secretion; cellular response to calcium ion
Cellular component (GO): membrane
Molecular function (GO): phosphatidylserine binding; calcium ion binding; syntaxin binding
Source: RefSeq, a predicted model, not a curated record